Messenger RNA from Pipistrellus kuhlii (Kuhl's pipistrelle), 2635 nucleotides. It is a transcript of the gene CPNE4, whose product is annotated as copine 4. The record is from RefSeq and is a predicted model, not a curated record. Gene Ontology annotation, cellular component: plasma membrane. Gene Ontology annotation, molecular function: calcium-dependent phospholipid binding. Bases 485 to 2158 code for a protein of 557 amino acids. Gene Ontology annotation, biological process: cellular response to calcium ion. NCBI's taxonomy places the organism in Eukaryota, Metazoa, Chordata, Mammalia, Chiroptera, Vespertilionidae. The transcript has 16 exons.
GCUGGGCGCAUGGGUUUCGUCAGAAGGUGGAAAUUGCACGGAGAAGCUGCCAUCUCCCCGCCACCCGGCUCGCCUCCCCGACUCCCUCUCCUUCCUUCCUCCCUGGCUUCUCUCCGCUCCCUCCUCCACCCCCAGGACCCUCCACUUUACUCCGAGUUAACUGAGAACCAGGCUGCUCCCCCGUCCCCCCAACACUGUCUCCUCUCCCCAGCCCCCAAUCACCAAGAAUGGAGUCGGGGUUUCCGGAGAGACCAAACUCUCCUCCCAGCAUCUUUGCCAUCCGCUGUUUUUAAACCGGUUGGGAGGACGAGGGGGGAAGGGAAGCCCGACCCCCCAUCCCCACCCUCCGGACACCACUCCACACCAACCACCUCCUCCUCUCCAAAAAGCCGGAUUUUGCAUUUUGCAUUUUGCAUCCUGGGGGCGGGACAGGCCAUCCCCGGGCCGAAUUCUCCUUCUACUCCUGGAGGUGGGCACACCCAGAAUGAAGAAGAUGAGCAACAUUUAUGAGUCGGCGGCCAACACGCUGGGGAUCUUUAACAGCCCCUGCCUGACCAAAGUGGAGCUGCGUGUGGCCUGCAAAGGCAUUUCCGACAGAGAUGCCCUCUCCAAGCCAGACCCCUGCGUCAUCCUCAAGAUGCAGUCACACGGGCAGUGGUUUGAGGUUGACAGAACAGAGGUGAUUCGCACCUGCAUAAACCCAGUGUAUUCAAAACUGUUUACUGUGGACUUUUACUUUGAAGAGGUGCAGCGCCUGCGGUUUGAGGUCCAUGACAUCAGCAGCAACCACAAUGGGCUGAAGGAAGCUGACUUCCUUGGAGGCAUGGAGUGCACGCUUGGCCAGAUUGUUUCCCAGAGGAAGCUGUCCAAAUCCUUGCUGAAGCACGGGAACACAGCUGGGAAGUCCUCCAUCACGGUGAUUGCUGAAGAACUAUCUGGCAAUGAUGACUAUGUUGAACUUGCAUUCAACGCUCGGAAAUUGGAUGACAAGGAUUUCUUCAGUAAAUCUGACCCAUUUCUGGAAAUUUUCCGUAUGAACGAUGAUGCAACUCAGCAGCUUGUACACCGAACUGAGGUUGUGAUGAAUAACUUAAGCCCAGCCUGGAAAUCAUUCAAAGUAUCAGUAAAUUCCCUAUGCAGUGGAGAUCCAGACCGCCGGCUGAAGUGCAUAGUAUGGGACUGGGAUUCCAAUGGCAAACAUGACUUCAUUGGAGAAUUCACCUCGACAUUCAAGGAGAUGAGAGGAGCAAUGGAAGGGAAGCAGGUGCAGUGGGAGUGCAUCAACCCCAAGUACAAAGCCAAGAAGAAGAAUUAUAAGAACUCAGGCAUUGUGAUUUUGAAUCAAUGCAAGAUCCACAAGAUGCAUUCUUUCUUGGACUACAUCAUGGGUGGCUGCCAAAUCCAGUUUACAGUAGCUAUAGACUUCACCGCCUCCAAUGGGGACCCCAGGAACAGCUGUUCCCUGCACUACAUCCACCCUUACCAGCCCAACGAGUACCUGAAGGCCUUGGUGGCUGUAGGGGAGAUUUGCCAAGACUAUGACAGUGACAAAAUGUUCCCAGCCUUUGGAUUUGGUGCCAGGAUACCCCCAGAGUACACGGUCUCUCAUGACUUCGCAAUCAACUUUAAUGAAGACAACCCAGAAUGUGCAGGAAUUCAAGGAGUUGUGGAAGCCUAUCAGAGCUGCCUUCCGAAGCUCCAACUCUAUGGUCCCACCAACAUCGCCCCCAUCAUUCAGAAGGUGGCCAAAUCGGCAUCAGAAGAGACUAACACCAAGGAGGCAUCGCAAUACUUCAUCCUGCUGAUUCUGACCGAUGGUGUCAUCACAGACAUGGCUGACACCCGAGAGGCCAUCGUCCACGCCUCCCACCUCCCCAUGUCAGUCAUCAUCGUAGGAGUGGGCAACGCUGACUUCAGCGACAUGCAGAUGCUGGACGGUGACGAUGGGAUCCUGAGGUCACCCAAGGGAGAACCUGUCCUUCGAGACAUCGUCCAGUUCGUGCCCUUCAGGAACUUCAAACAUGCAUCUCCAGCUGCCCUGGCAAAGAGUGUGCUGGCUGAAGUCCCAAACCAAGUCGUGGACUAUUACAACGGCAAAGGGAUUAAGCCGAAAUGUUCAUCAGAAAUGUAUGAGUCUUCCAGGACACUAGCACCAUGAACUCCACGCACUUUUACAGAGUUCUGAAAUACUACUCCUGCUAAUAUUUACUACUUCUACUACUCAUGUACUUUAAAAAAGCCACACAUUUAAAAACUAGCACGGUUUGGUGAUUUUUAACUAACUGGCCAUUUAUUUUAUUUUAUUAUUAUUAUUAUUUAUUUUUUUGCAUGUGUAGCCAUGAGGUCUGGAUCUGGUAAGCCCUUGUAUUAUUCAAAACUUUUUACAAAGAAACACAAAUAAUUCCAACUUACUCUUUACAUUACAGCAUGUCGACUUGAAAUAAAAUGGUAUCUGUAUCCAUUUUUUAUACAGGUUUGUUGAAAUUUUGCUAAAUUUCUUAUUAUCUUUACACUGUAAAGCAUUUUGAAACAACUACUGAAUGUCGAUAGCCAAAACAUGUUUGGUUUUAUCUGCUACGGGAUGAGAGACUUUUCAAAAUGGUAGAUGCAUGGACUGUAUUUUGCAUGUUUAAAA